AUGUCUGCUGAAUCUGUGAGUGAUAAAGGCUCUUCAGGCACCCCACCAGUGGUAAAUGAAACUACUGUCAAUAAUGCGACAGGCCCAAAGAAAGUGGUCCCAAGGGUCGAAGGACUACGCUCCAACAAUAUCCAUCUUUUCAACCUGGAGGAAAAGACUUAUGGUGUCAAGAGAAUUGAAGUUCUUGCUAAACAGUACAAGAGCCCACUUGCUUACGUCGUAUUUUUCUUCUCCAUCUUUUUGGUCGCAUACGCUUACGGUUUGGAUGCUACAAUGAGAGGAACUCUGCAGUCUUACGCAACCUCCUCAUACGCUGAACAUUCCCGUAUUGCUACCGUUAACGUUGUUAGAUCUGCAACUUCUGCCCUGGCUCAACCAAUUUAUGCCAGAUUGUCAGACAAUUUUGGGCGUCUUGAGUUGUUCCUGGUAUCCAUCGUUUUGUACGUCGUGGGAACCAUUGUUAUGUCCCAGGCUUACGAUUUCCCCAGAUUCGCCGGUGGUUCUGUUUUAUGGCAAUUCGGUUACUCUGGUGUUAUCAUCUUAAUACAAAUUAUGUCUGCUGACGCCUCCACUUUGAACUGGAGGGUUGCAUGUUCUUUUGUUGCAGCUCUGCCAUUUAUUAUCAAUACCUGGGUUUCAGGUAACAUUAUUGAAGUGGCUUCUACCAACUGGUCUUGGAAUAUUGGAUUCUGGGCUUUCGCAUUCCCUUUGGCUUGUCUUCCACUUAUCGGAUGUUUCCUGCACAUGUGGUUUUUGUCCAUCAAGAAUGGUGACAUGAGGAGACUGAAGGAGGAGGACCAAUCUGAUUUCCGAAAGUUAGGAUUCAAGAAGUUCAUGGUUGAGGUAUUCUUCUGGAAGUUGGAUUUUGUUGGUCUGUUUUUGUUGACUUUGGUUAUUGGUCUAAUCUUGGUUCCAAUUUCCGUUGCUGGAGGAAUAGAAAACCAAUGGGCUACUGCUGAUAUCUUGGUCCCAUUCUUCCUAGGUUGGGCUUGUAUUCCUUUCUUUGCCGUAUGGGAGAUCAAAUAUGCCCGUAACCCAUUGUUACCUUCUGAUAUGGUUAAAGAUCGUGCCGUUUGGUCAGCAUUGUUCAUUGGUGUUUUCUUGACUUUUAUUUGGUACAUGCAAGGUGAUUUCUUGUACACUGCUUUGGUCGUUUCAUUCAACGAAUCUACUAAAUCUGCCCAGAGAAUCGCCUCCUUGUACUCGUUCGCAUCGGUUAUUACAGGUUCUCUCCUCGGUCUGGUUUUGGUCCGUAUUAGAAGAUUAAAACCAUUCGUUUUGUUUGGUGUUUCUGGCUGGAUGCUUGCCUUUGGUCUAUUGAUCCACUACAGAGGUGACACUCGUUCCCACGGUGGUGUUAUUGGUGCCCAAGUCCUGCUUGGUUUCUUUGCUGGUUUUUUCACCUACCCUGUGCAAGCAUCUAUUCAGGCAGUUGUUGACCAUGAACGUAUGGCUAUUGCCCUUGCGCUCUACUUGACCUCUUACAAUAUUGGUGGUGCCAUUGGUGGUGCUGUCUCUGGAGCUGUCUGGCAAGAUAUCAUGCCAAGAGAAUUGGAAAAAGGUUUUGCUGACUUUACCAACACUACCUUGUCAGUCUUCGCCUAUGGAUCUCCAUUUGAGUUUAUCCUUGAGUAUCCAUGGGGAACUCCAGAGAGAAUGGUUGUAGUUGAAGCUUACAAGUACACGCAGAAGAUCUUGUGUAUCAUCGGUGUCUGUUUGUGUAUUCCUUUAAUUGGGGCUGCUUUCUUGCUGAGAAACCCAGAACUGAAGUCUGUGCAGUCAUUCGAACUGGAUGUCUCAACCACCACUGAUGAAGACGGUGAAAAGUACUAUGAGACAGAAGGCUACAAAGCUGAGAAGAACAGCUUGUGGCAACGUAUGAUGAACCUUUUCAAACUUUGA
Komagataella phaffii GS115 is the source of this 1902-nucleotide messenger RNA. RefSeq names its product Ferrioxamine B transporter. The coding region runs from base 1 to 1902 and encodes 633 amino acids. Gene Ontology annotation, molecular function: siderophore-iron transmembrane transporter activity. The transcript has a single exon. NCBI's taxonomy places the organism in Eukaryota, Fungi, Ascomycota, Pichiomycetes, Pichiales, Pichiaceae. Gene Ontology annotation, biological process: transmembrane transport; intracellular iron ion homeostasis. Gene Ontology annotation, cellular component: endosome; vacuolar membrane. The record is from RefSeq and is a predicted model, not a curated record.